AUGUCUUCGCCAGUCAACCCCAGCAUCAUAUUCUACACCACCCAAACUCCCAAUGGGAACACAGCCUUAAUCUUACUGGAGGAGCUUAGUAUUUCCUACCAUGUGCACAAGCACGACUUCAGCGCACGCACCCACAACGAACUAUGGUAUCUGAAGAUUAACCCAAACAGCAAGAUCCCCGCCAUCACAGAUACCUUCAGUGAUGGUGUCCUCAAAUACCUUGUGGAGCGGUACAAUCCGGGGUACCGGCUUUGGUACCCGUACGGUAUCCGAGAGAACUAUAAGCUCUUCAGCGGGCGGAUUCCGUAUGCACUGGACCGAUACCAUAACGAAUCCCGCCGACUGUAUUCUGGUUUUAUUGUCGGGGACAAGUGCACGAUUGUAGCUAUUGCAUUGUGGAGCAUUGCAGCCACCACUCCGUGGGCUGGGGUCGACUUAAGCGAAUUUCCUGCCGUGCAGGAAUGGUAUGAAUGGAUCUUGCAGCGGCCCAGUGCCGUUAGGGAAAUGAAUAUGCCAGAGCCCCAUGGAGCCAUUGCGCUGGAAGGUGAUCAGACUGGGAUCAAGAUCCGAGGGUUUGAGGAGUUCCAUCGCCCGUGGGUGAUGGAUGGGAUGAAGGAGGAUGCGAAGACAUUGGAUGCAGCAAAGGAGAAUUAG
Messenger RNA from Aspergillus japonicus CBS 114.51, 654 nucleotides. RefSeq names its product glutathione S-transferase family protein. Lineage: Eukaryota; Fungi; Ascomycota; Eurotiomycetes; Eurotiales; Aspergillaceae. Bases 1 to 654 code for a protein of 217 amino acids. The transcript is spliced from 4 exons. The record is from RefSeq and is a predicted model, not a curated record.